Messenger RNA from Parnassius apollo (apollo), 648 nucleotides. The record is from the annotation of a GenBank genome assembly. Lineage: Eukaryota; Metazoa; Arthropoda; Insecta; Lepidoptera; Papilionidae.
AUGAGUUUGACACAAGAGGAACGUAAAAACUGGUUGGAAGAAGAUUCAGAUGAAGAUGUAAUUGGUGGGGAAGAUGAUGAAGAAGGUGGUGAUGAAAUAGAGCCCCAAAUAAGUGAGCACGAAACUGAUACAGAAGAAGAAUGCGAUUCAGAACCAGAAGCUAUUACGGAAAAUCAGAACAUUGGUUCAAGUAGCGAAGAUGACGUUCCCUUGUCUCAGUUGCAAACUUCACAGUGUUACGUGGUGCACAGAAAAUUAAGAAAUGGUAAGACUGAAGUAAUUUACAGAUGGAGGAAGCAACCGCCGCCACCAACAUGUCGCACCCGCAGUCAGAACAUCGUGACCCAUUUGCCAGGACCUAAAGCCAUAUGUAGAGGAGCAGAUACUGCUGAAAAAGCCUGGAUAUUGCUAUUUUCAAAAGAAUGGUUAGAAAAGGUUGUUCUUUACACUAAUCAGAAAAUACAAUCGCAAAAAUUUAAUUAUCAAAGAGAUAGAGACUCAUCUGAAACAGACAUGAUUGAAAUAAGAGCUUUGAUAGGUUUAUUAUAUCUCAUUGGUCUAUACAAAUCAUCACAUGUACGUAUCUCGGAUGUUUUCAACCCAGAUGGGACUGGAUUAGAUAUUUGUAGAGCUGUAAUAUUCCCAUAA